GUCACACGACUUGUGAUCGCCACAAACUUUCAACCUGCUGAGCUGACACGCAAGGAGCGACGAGGGUCACUUCUCCUAUGCAAAUUAGAGUGAAACUCAACUUCUACUCUCGCAGCGACAAAGUUUGAAAACACGAGCUCUGUGUCACGAAGUCCAGACAAGCAUGGAGUCCGGAUUACUUGCGUUGUUUUGGUGCUGCUGGUUUUUGCUGUUUACAACUGGAGAUACUGGUACGACGUCCAGUUCAGCUUCUUCACUGAGUCUUUCCGCCCCUCACUUUUACUGGACCUGUCCAGAAGGCGCAACCUUCAAACCAGUCUGUGCCGAGACCGGGGCCCCAUCGGGCUCCUCUGACAUCUUAAAACACGCCUGGCUUUUCACACCGCAUAGCGACCAACACUGCAUGCCGGUGGGCCCGCGUCAUAUGACAUACGGUCAUUCGCACGGGAACCACAGCUUUCCCCCAGGGGUCAGAUUUGGAUAUUCGCACAACAACUUCUGGAUGGUUAUGCAGAACGUGACAAUUGCCGACCAGGGGCGAUACUGCUGUAUCGUCCGUGACUUCCACAAGGACCAUCAGCACACGAGCCUUGCGCAAAGUUCCCACAGUCACGUUAUACUCCACGUUACACCACGAAGGAACUGGUCUCAAGAAUGUUCAUUUACCGAGUCUUCGCUACCUGGAGGGGCUGUGCCAGUGGCUUUAGCCAUAGCAGCCUGCAUCCUGGCUCUACUUUCGCUGCCUGUUAUCUUGCUACUUGUCUACAGACAGAGGCAGAGCAGCCAUUCCAACAGACGUGCACAAGAGCUGGUGAGGAUGGACAGUGAAGCUCAGGGCCAUGAGAACCCAGUGUUUCAAAAGGAAUCACCACGAGUGAAGACCCGCACCGUUGCUCAGAUUAUGACAAGGCAGUCCUCGGGGACAGGCCAUCAUCUGUUAUCCGAGCCGGGAACCCCUAUGACUCCUUCGGCUCAAGGGGAUGUUUUCUUUCCGUUAGAAGAUACCAUCCCCGAGUCUCCAGACACCCUCCUGUUUUAAAGAGUGACGAGACUCCCUCCUUGCUCUAACUGCUGACCCGGAAAGAGCUUUGCAGACAUUUUCGUUUUCUCCUCUGCUUACGGAGCAACGUUUCCCUUCGGUCUGUCUCACAAUUACCUCUACUGGGAAUAUCGUCCGUGCACUGUUUGGUCUGCUGGAGGUAACAGACUGAUUGUGUUUGUCCAUCCUGCACCUGCCAAAACUGGGAAGCAAGCUGUGAUUGUGAACUCUGGGUGUUGCGGCAGGGAUGAGGGCACAACCCAUCUAAACAUCGACUAUGGCUAUGGGAGGACUCCACUGUUUGACACUGUGGAGUGUUUUAGAGCGGGUUUUAUGGAGGACCAAAUGAGACAGAAUGAAAUAUAUAAAUACCAAGAUACGGUACACACAAGUCACGGUUCGGUACAACGUGAAAAACAAACAUGCUUUUUAUUGCAGCAUUUGAACAUUAAAGUUUGUUCUAUUGGCUUAAACUAAAAAGCAGCUCUUAUUAAAGUGCAAAAUAAAUAAAAGAAAACAUCAAAACUGUCCAUUUUGUGUUUUUAUUGUUCUAACAAAUGCAAAAAUAGACAAUACUCCCUUUUUCGUAGGGAUCGACUGAGGUACAGUGGUAUGAAAAAGUAUCAGAACCUUUAGGAAUUUCUCACAUUUCUGCAUAAAAUCACCAUCAAAUUUGAUCUGAUCUUUGUCAAAAUCACACAGAUGUAAAAACGGUCUGCUUUAACAAAAAUCACCCAAACAUUUAUAGGUUUUCAUAUUUUAAUGAGGAUAGCCUGCAAACAAUGACAGAAGAGGAAGGAAAUAAAUAAGUGAACACUUUGCCUAAGGAGACUUCAAGAGCAAUUGAAACCAAUUUUUACUAAACAUUUUAAGUCAGGUGUGUGCUCAAUCACUGAUGAGUAGUUUAAAGUUGCCCUGCCCACUAUAAAACACACACCUGGUAAGAAUUGCCUUGAUGAGAAGCAUUGUCUGAUGUACAUAAUGGCUCGGUCAAAAGAUGCGGUCUAAAGACCUGCGAACAAGGAUUGUUGAUUUGGAUGAAGCUGGGAAAGAAUACAAAACCAUCUCUAAAUGUCUGGAUGUUCAUCAAUCGACAGUCAUAGAAGUUGUCUACAAACGGAGAGAGUUCGGCACUACCGCUUCUCUCCCGAGGAGUGGCCGUUCACCAAAGAUGACGCCAAGAGUUCAGCGCAGAAUACUCAGGGAAGUAAAAACAGAACCCUAGAGUGUCUGCUAAAGACUUACAGAAAUCACUGGCACAGUUCAAUAUCUCUGGCCAAGAAUGGUGUUCAUGGCAGGACUCCACGGAGGAAGCCACUGCUGUCCAAAAAAACACAUAAUUACUUGUUUAAUUGUUCGCAAUUGUAGACUGAUAAAACCAAAGUUGAAUUGUUUGGGAGUAACACACAAUGUUCAUGUGUUUAGGAAAAAUGGACCAGCUCACCAACAACACCACAUCAUCCCCACCGUGAAUCAUGGUGGAGGGACCAUCAUGAUUUGUGGUUGUUUUGCUACCUCAGGGCCUGGACAACUUGCAAUCAAUAAUGGAAGCGUUAAUUCAAAUGUAUAUUCAGCAUGUUUUGCAGGAAAACCUGAGGCCAACUAGCCAAGCUAAAAAGAGGUUGGAUGCCGCAACAAGACAAUGAUCCAAAACACAGAAGUAAAUCAACUUGAGAAUGGUUUCAGAAGAACAAAAUACACAUUCUGGAGUGGCCAAGUCAAAGUCCAGACUUGAACCCCAUUGAGAUGCUGUGGUAUGACCUAAAGACAGCGAUUCAUGCCAGACAUCCCAUCCCAAUCACACUGAACUACAGCAAUUUUGUAGAGAAGAAUGGGCCAAGAUUAGUCCUGAUCGAUGUGUCAGACUGAUCUGCAGUUACAGGAAGCGUCUGGUUGAAGUUAUUGCUGCCAAAGGGGGUGGAGGCACAAAAUAUUCAAUAUGAUGGUUCACUUACUUAUUUUUCCCCAUUCUAUCAUUGAUUGAAUACUAUCCUCAUUAAAAUAUGAAAACCUAUAAAUGUUUGGGUGCUUUUAGUUGAAGCAGACACUGUUUUUUCAUCUGUGGAAUUUUGACAAAGAUCACAUCACAUUUGAUGGAGAUUUUAAGCAGAAAUGUGAGAAAUUCCAAAAGGUUCCGAUACUUUUUCAUACCACUGUACAUAGGUUACGAAACUGUUUCCAGAACCAAUUUAGGUACCACUGUAUGUAUAUAUUUCAUUCAGUUCCACUUGGUUCUCCAUAUAACAGAAAGUAAUCAAAAUUGACUUACUUGUUAGGCUUGAUUUUCAUCAGUCAAAGUAGUCAACCAUUGGAUAUGAUCAUAAGUUCUCAAAAUUCUUGUGUCUUAAAGCUUUUUAUACAUUUUAUUUUUGAAGAUCAUUGUCAUGUAUAUUUUGUUGACUUCCAGAAUCUUUACAAGAAUAAUAUAAAACAUUUAAUCACUGCUGUCUGUACAGUAUAUUUGGUGGUGGAUUUUUUUUUUCAUGCUGGAAUUGGGUUGUUUUAGGGGGGAAAAAGCGUGACUCCAUCGGGCCUGUACUUGGAUGGGAGUUUGUAUGGAUGAAAGCGGAGGGAAAAUGUAGCUAUUGUGUGUAAGAAUUUUCAAUCUAUACAGGUAGUCCCCGGGUUACGACGUACCCGAUUUAUCGUAUUGGCCCAAAUACAAGACGGUGUUUUUUGCAUUGAAAUAAGAUUGAAAAAGAGGGGGUCGUUUUAUAUUCGCGUUCUAGACAUGAUACCCAUUCACGACGCUAGAUGGCGCCAGAUAUCAUUGAAGCUAUGUUCUGUCAUGACAGAUCUCAGCUACUCUCAAGUUUAAUCAGUUUGCAUUAUUUUAUUGCAAUGUUUUCCCUUAUUCAGAUUUGUUUCAAGACUACAGUUGCAGUUAGACUUCACUUUGAUGGUUAAUGCAGUUAUUACAAUUUUGUUGUUCUAUCACAAUAGAUUGGAUUAUUUACAUUUCAAAAACCAGAAGCCAUUCAUUUAUGAAUGUGAUCGCACUUUAGUUUACACAUUUAAAUGUUCAGAUAUUAAGUAGGGCUAUCAAACGAUUAAAAUUUUUAAUCGAGUUAAUUACAGCUUAAAAAUUAAUUAAUCGUAAUUAAUCACAAUUCAAACCAUCUAUAAAAUAUGUCAUAUUUUUGUGUAAAUUAUUGUUGGAAUGGAAAGAUAAGACAAGAUGGAUAUAUACAUUCAACAUACGGUAUACAUAAGUACUGUAUUUGUUUAUUAUAACAAUAAAUCAACAAGAUGGCAAUAACAUUAUUAACAUUCUGUUAAAGCAAUCCAUGGAUAGAAAGACUUGUAGCUCUUAAAAGAUAAAUGUUAGUACAAGUUAUAGAAAUUUUAUAUUAAAAACUCUCUUAUUGUUUUCGUUUUAAUAAAAUUUGUAAAAUUUUCAAUCAAAAAAACUAGUAGCCCGCCAUUGUUGAUGUCAAUAAUUACACAAUGCUCAUGGGUGCUGAAGCACAUAAAAUCAGUCGCACCCAAGCGCCAGCAGAGGGCGACAAAACUCCAAAAAAACACAAGUAACAGGUGGACAUUGCACUAUACUGUCAUUUUAAUCUGCUUGAGAGGGGCAUGUGCGUUAAUUGCGUCAAAUAUUUGAACGUGAUUAAUUAAAAAAAUUAAUUACCGCCCGUUAACGCGAUAAUUUUGACAGCCCUAGUUAAAACACAUUCAUUGGCUUGAUCGCUGAUUAAUUUAAAACUCGCCAUUGACACCUUUGUGGUGUAUUUAAAUCACUACCUUAUAUAUUUAAAGAGUGACACUGUGGAAGUAUGGCAGUACAGGAAGUAUGACAUCACCGCCCGUCAACAAAAACGGCGAGCUACUAGGUAAUUUUUUCGAUCUAAUGCUAAUACGUCGUAAAGCUAUUAUGUAGCUGGGAGCUAGGACAGUGUUGGUAGCCUAUAAAUCAUUAUAUUGAUAAUGAUUUGAUGCAGAUGAGCCAAAAUAUGAUAUCCUUUUUCUUAUUUUUGAAAUCCGAUUCUAAAAAACAAGUUGCUUUCAAUAUUGUGGAUUUAAACAGGCGAAGCGCUACGUAAGUGGCAGUUUAUGUUAUGGUUUGUGGUAAGCUCAGUAUAUUAUUUUACUUUUGUUUUAAUAAUAUGACAUAUAAUACAUGUUUUUGGAUAGUUAUUUUGAGAUUUAAGGGGUAUUUAGGGGUACUCAAAGGGUUAAUUCUGAUUUACGCGGAAAUUUGGGUUACGUUGCCAGCGUAGAACCUGUUUGUAACCCGGGGACUACCUGUUAUUUGCUUCAGGUUUCGAGAACAGAGUAUUAUGUAUAUACUGUAAGUUUUAUUUUCUUAAAUAUUCAUAUGGCCAAAGAUUUUAUGCAAACUUGCCUCGGUGUGAUUUGCAAACACAAUGUUCUGUAUAUUAACGUCAAAUCCUCAGAUUGAUGCAUAAAUAAUAAAAAUAUUAAAGACUUUCUGCGCCCUUUAUAUGAUUUAUGUCAGAUUAGAAAGAAUGCGGCACAGUAAUUGCUGAUGUGACAUAAACUUUCAGACUUUUGUCAAACAAAACACACACACACAAAAAGCUAAAAGCUCAAUGUUGAACAAAGUUGGAGAACAACAUUUUUCUUCCCCAUUUUGCAACUUGUGGCUUUCUUUGCGAAGGUGUUUCCUGUGCUGUCAACAACUUCUCAUUUUAUUCUACUGUGAAGUAAGCAUAUAAUAUUCGAAAUGCAAAUUUAUGCUGCUUUCGUACUUGUCAAUACAGGGAAUUACAAUUUGAAGGCCUGAAGGACAACUAAAGUGGAGGUGAAAUGUAUUAAUUCUUUCACUGCCAUUGAGAAUGAUUGUGUGGUUCUUUUCAUCUGCUGUGAAUUUGAAUUGGUUUUCCACUUGAAGAUGUCCUAUCCAAUAAAGAAUGAUAUUAACCCUUGACAGUCGAAGGACGCGCCGGUGCGUCCUCAGCGCACGUCGUCUUUGAAGCGCCCGCACGUUUUAAAUACGUCACCCACAUGCCGUUGGUUGGUCUUGUUUUAAAGUGCGGAAGUUGCGGUUUACUCUCGUUAUUAUUUGAAGUCAAUCGACCAAUUAAAACGUGAGAUAUUGUCAUUUAAGUUUUAUAGUUUUAUGGUCCUCUCAAAAAAACAUUAAAACGCUGCAUGGAUCAUUUGUUUGUGUCUAUAUUUCCAUCAUUUCUUGUCCUUUUUCAAAACGGAAGCUCCAUGAAAAAACCACAAAUCAAACGAACCCUUUCGAAGUCACAGUGGAAGCACAAAAUGCGUUUUUUAAAUAAAUAUAACUGCCAUGCGAGGUUCCACCGAACGAGAGGGAGGAGUGUUCUGAAGCAGCGAGGUGGCGAGCCGACGGCCGUUUGGAUCGAGCAGCGACUUUGUGUGACUUUGAGAAUGAACGGAAAACUAAAUUUAGCGCAAGCAAUUGUGCUAUUUGAUCAACUUGAGGAAGAGGAUGGUCCAAAUUCGUCAUCAUCGUCUUCUUCGGAAGAGUCCUCGAGUGAAGAUAGUGACGGAUUUGAACACGUGGGUGACGCCAUCGACGAGCAGAGGUAAGCAAACUCACUUUUUUUUUUUUAGGCUGGAAAAAGUUUCUUUUGAAAGUUUCUUUUGAUAUUGCAUGACAAAGUUAAUUUUGAUGCAAUAUAAGUGUGUGUUUGUGUAUAUAAUAAUAAAAUGUGCAUAUCAGAUCAAAGUCGUACGUGAACUGUGUGUAUCCAAGGCAGGAAUUUAUAAUUGUGGUGAUCUUUCUAUAUGAAGAUUA
Molecule: messenger RNA, 6773 nt
Organism: Corythoichthys intestinalis (scribbled pipefish)
Lineage: Eukaryota; Metazoa; Chordata; Actinopteri; Syngnathiformes; Syngnathidae
Gene: vsir
Product: V-set immunoregulatory receptor
Exons: 7
Coding region: 164-1039 (291 amino acids)
Biological process (GO): regulation of immune response; negative regulation of alpha-beta T cell activation
Cellular component (GO): plasma membrane
Source: RefSeq, a predicted model, not a curated record